AUGGUUCGAAAAAAUAUUUUAAAACAAGUUAAUAAAUCAGGACAAUUUGCAGUUAUAAUUGACACUACUACCGACGUUUCUUAUCAAGAACAAUUUACCAUAAUUUUAAGAUACAUUGAUGAAGGAAAACCUCAAGAGCGUUUGAUAGCACUGGAAACUGCAUCUGAUUCUACUGGUCUAGGUAUGUUUCAAGUCUUUCGUAGCAUAACAGAAAAACACAAUAUUAACUGGAAAACACAGAUGAUUGCUCAAACAUAUGAUGGCGCGGCCUCUAUGCAAGGCAAAUACAGUGGAUUGAAAACGCGUAUACAAGCAGAGAAUCCAAAAGCAAUGUUUACUUGGUGUUUCGCUCACAAAUUAAAUUUGGUGAUAGUUGAUACAUGCGAUUGUUGCAUUAAUACUAACACUUUUUUUGGCGAUGAUGGGGCUUUAAUUGAAUUUAUGCGAGCUAGAAAGCGGACGGCUGAAUUUGUAGAAUGUCAAGAAAUACUAAAUCCAAGAGAACAAAAACGUCGCAUCAAACGUUUUUCUAAUACUAGAUGGACAUCACAUGACCGGGCUUUAGUUAUCAUCCAAGAAAAGUACUUUGCUCUACUAAAAGCAUUGGAAAAUAUUUCAAAAGCAAAUGGUUCAGAUCGUGAUACAACUUCAAUGGCUAAAAACUUAAUCUCGGUUAUAACAUCGUUCCAAUUUGUCUUGGUUUUGAUUUUGAUGAGAAAAAUAUUUUCGGUUACCACUGAAGUUUCAAAUUAUUUGCAAUCAAAAUCUAUUGAUUUCAUGCAAGCUAUCAAAUUGGUGAAUGUUGCUAAGAAAAGAUUGCAAAUUUUGCGUACUGAUGAGGGAUGUACUGAAAUAAUAAAUACUGCCAAGGAAUUUGCUACUACAAACAAUCUUUCUCAAUGUGACUUCAAAGUGGUAAGAGCAAGAAAGAAAAAAAUGAAGCCUGGUGAACUAUCCAGAGAUGAAGUGCUAUGUUCGCCUGCUGAUUUAUUUCGCUGUGAUGUUUGUUUUAAAGUUUUAGAUGCCAUUAUUACAUCAAUUGACAUUAGGUUUAAUGAUUCGCAAGAAAUUCUUAAAGAUUUAAGCCUACUUACUCCGGAACGUAUGUUAUCCAUAAAAACUAAAAUGCAAUUGCCUAGUAAUGCCUUCGAACAGUUAUCAAGUUGGAUAAACAUUCAUAUAAAUAAUUUACAAAAUGAAUACUUAACAUUCAGUAACAGCCUAAAUGAUCUUUAUAACGACACUAAUCCGACUCAACUAAGUAAAUCCGUAAACAAAAAAAAUGAAGGAACGAUUGAUCAACCUGAUACUAGUUCAGAAAUAAGCGAUGAUUCUGAAAUUGAAGAAGCAAGUAUAACAAAUAUGACUAGUUUAGACAUUUUGGAUCUUUUAUUAAGCCACAACUUAAUUGCGGCAUUUCCAAAUCGGUACUUGGCAUAA
Metopolophium dirhodum (rose-grain aphid) is the source of this 1440-nucleotide messenger RNA. RefSeq names its product zinc finger MYM-type protein 1-like. The transcript has a single exon. Lineage: Eukaryota; Metazoa; Arthropoda; Insecta; Hemiptera; Aphididae. The coding region runs from base 1 to 1440 and encodes 479 amino acids. The record is from RefSeq and is a predicted model, not a curated record.